This is a messenger RNA of Choloepus didactylus (southern two-toed sloth), 823 nucleotides long. It is a transcript of the gene APOOL, whose product is annotated as apolipoprotein O like. Gene Ontology annotation, biological process: cristae formation. The record is from RefSeq and is a predicted model, not a curated record. The transcript is spliced from 9 exons. Gene Ontology annotation, cellular component: MICOS complex. NCBI's taxonomy places the organism in Eukaryota, Metazoa, Chordata, Mammalia, Pilosa, Megalonychidae. The coding region runs from base 32 to 823 and encodes 263 amino acids.
CCGAAGGGUCACAUACGUGGCGUUCGUUAGGAUGCAAAAGCUGACAAUUAUGCCUGCAGGUCUGCUAUGUGCAUCUAUAAGUGUAUGUACAGCCAAAGAAGAGGAACCCAAAAAGCAGCUAAUAAAACCGGAGCAGCUCCCCAUGUAUACUGCACCACCUCUCCAGUCCAAGUAUGUUGAAGAGCAGCCUGGUCAUUUACAAAUGGGCUUUGCUUCUAUCCGCACUGCAACUGGUCAUUAUAUUGACUGGUGCAAGGGUGUUUAUGUUUUUGCGAAAAAUGGGAUAAUGGAUACAGUACAAUUUGGAAAAGAUGCAUAUGUCUAUCUGAAGAAUCCACCUCAAGAUUUUCUUCCAAAAAUUGGAGUGAUUACAGUUUCAGGAUUGACAGGCUUGGUUUCAGUGAGAAAAGGUUCUAGAUUUAAGAAAAUUGCUUAUUCUCUGGGACUGGCCACUUUAGGAGCAACUGUCUGCUAUCCAGUUCAGUCAAUAAUAAUUGCAAAGGUAACUGGGAAUAAAGCCUACACUGCAAGCCAGCAAAUUUAUGAAGCCAUUAAAUCAUUGUGGACAAAAGGCAACAAAAGAGAAUCUCUCCCUAAUUCUAAAGAAAAAACUAAGCUAGAAAGCUGUACUCAAUUAGAAAUACCUGCAGUGACAUAUCAAGACUUGAAACGUUCAGUGCCUUUGCCAACAGACCUCCGCUUGGAAACAAAUACCAAAUUAAAACCCACCUCAGGUGCUACACAGUUUAUGCCUGACUCCAAGCUCAUGGAUCACGGGCAGUCCCACCCAGAAGAUAUAGAUAUGUACAGCACUAGAAGUUGA